AUGCGCAAAGUCGAAUUUAGCGACGAUUUGUUGUAUUUUCACGAGUUCGAUGUUCUUCAAAAUCUUAGUAUGGGUCUGCUGCGGCCUUCAUUCGACGAACCCGCACAAUUGAUGCCCGGACCAAUGACAUCUGAAGAGGAAGAAGAGUUUUCUUCGAAUGAAAGAAGACGAUACAAAGCAUACACAGUGAUGCAAAAGGCCGGAUUUCAACAUACUGAGUAUGCUCAGAUAAUGGUGAACCUUUGCCGAGCUGAGAUCGUGCUUUCAUUGAUGUUCUUGGCUCAUGGGACUACGUGUCCCGGAUAUCCCCAUGAGGCAGAAUAUCAGUCGACGUGUCACAUGAACACUGUAUCAGCAAUUGUGAGUCUACUCACAGGUGCUGUCGGCCUGGGAGCCGUUCACCGAUAUAGAUGGCGGACGAUGCUUAUCCUGUGGCUCGUCUUCUGCAUCAUGUCAUCGGUCGGAAGUCUGCUUGCCGUGAUUACCACCGGAAUCUGGUUGGACCACUAUUCCAAGAUGAAGGUUCGCACUGGACUCGGCAAUGGUCUCUCAGGAUUCAUGCUACUCGCUUCUGUAGCUUUAGGAGUUUGCUUUAUUUUGACUGCCGUCAUGAUCUGUCAUUACUGGAAUUCCCAUUCUGCACGCUAUCAACCUGUCGGAAAAAUUGCUAAACGAUCACGCUCCCUUAGAAGGCGUUUAAGCCGCGCAAAAAGCAUCGACAACAAGAAGGAUGCGAAGCCACCAACCAACGUCUCAAAGGACAAGGGCUAUCAUAUCGUCUGA
Molecule: messenger RNA, 783 nt
Organism: Caenorhabditis bovis
Lineage: Eukaryota; Metazoa; Nematoda; Chromadorea; Rhabditida; Rhabditidae
Source: the annotation of a GenBank genome assembly